AUGCCGCCAAAUAGGACCUGUCCAACUACUAUCCACAUUCGAGACUUUAUUGAUUGUGUUGAAUCCGACCCGACAUGCCCCAGUAAAAACCUUGCGUUGCAGUUACGCCUUUCCCUGAACAUCCUAGAUAGGGACGAACAAUUUGACGAUGUUACCCAAGCAGAUAUUCCGACUCUAAUUCGAUUCUUCAGCCAAACAACCCGAUCUGAAAUCUACCAGCCCAAUGUGUUCAUCUACGCCUGGGGUUCCUUCCUAACGGCCAUGCACUGCCCAGAGGCCGCGCAACCGACCGUUAUAUUCCUUGGCACCGUCUGUGAGCGUGGAGGUCAGCGCUGGGUCAGCUUUCCAUCGCUGUCCAUUAACGCCCAGGUAUUCAUCACCGGCCGCAUCUUCGGGCUCACAAAAGAAAACCAGCAACUGGCGAGUAUGACAGAAGACGUACACUUUCUACCAGCACCACCUCAGCCUUUGCCCCCCACUCCUUCCUCAACCCUCGGCAAGAGAAAACGAACAGACCAGUGGACACAACGAGCUACCCUAGCACCCCAUCCAAGUCCGCUCACCAACUUGACCAUCAUCCAUCACCUCAUCACAGCCACCCGGACGAAGCGAUCGAAUAGAACGAGAUGA
Aspergillus pseudonomiae is the source of this 630-nucleotide messenger RNA. RefSeq lists its product as uncharacterized. The record is from RefSeq and is a predicted model, not a curated record. The coding region runs from base 1 to 630 and encodes 209 amino acids. NCBI's taxonomy places the organism in Eukaryota, Fungi, Ascomycota, Eurotiomycetes, Eurotiales, Aspergillaceae. The transcript is spliced from 2 exons.